CCAUUUUGCAUUCUUAGAAUCGAUAACCGCUUCUCAUUUUGCAUUGCUACAAUAACCGUCUCUCUCUCUAUCUCUGUGUGUGUGUGUUGUGCGUUCACAGAGUUCACUGAGCGAGCAAGCAAUGGGAGCUAGUACGGAUGUCGAGUCCGCGAGGGACCGGCGAGUACUGAAGCACGUCCACGACAACGUCCACGGCAACAUCUAUCUCGACCCGCUCUUUUUGAAGUUCAUUGAUACCGAACAGUUUCAGAGGCUUCGUGAUCUAAAGCAAAUUGGCUUAGCACACAUGGUUUACCCAGGGGCUGUCCAUUCUCGGUUUGAACAUUCAUUAGGGGUGUAUUGGUUGGCUGGUGAAGCUGUUGAUACAAUCAAAACCUACCAAGGCUCGGAGCUUGGUAUUGAGCGUUCAGAUAUACAAACAGUAAAACUUGCUGGACUGCUGCAUGAUGUUGGCCAUGGGCCAUUCAGCCACUUGUUUGAGCGCGAGUUUCUUCCCCGGGUUAUUAAUGGUGUCUCAUGGCAUCAUGAGGACAUGUCUGUGAAGAUGGUAGAUUACAUUGUUGAUGAGCACAACAUUGAAAUUGACCCUGAAUGCCUUCAGAAAGUGAAGGAUAUGAUAAUUGCGGGACCUGAUCGUACUCCAACAAAAAAUAUGAAGGAAAAGCGUUUCUUGUAUGAUAUUGUUGCGAAUGGUCGAAAUGGAAUAGAUGUUGACAAGUUUGACUAUAUAGUACGGGACUCUCGGGCCUGCGGUCUAGGCUGCAAUUUUCAAUUUGAGAGGUUGAUGGAAUCUAUGCGAGUUAUGGAUGAUGAGAUAUGCUACCGUGCUAAGGAUUAUCUGACAAUCCACAAGUUAUUUGCUACUCGUGCUGAUUUGCAUAGAACAGUCUAUACACAUGCAAAAGUAAAGGCAAUAGAACUCAUGAUCGUUGAUGCUCUGUUAAAAGCAAAUGAUCAUCUUGGCAUUUCAUCCUCAAUUCAUCAACCAUCUGAAUAUUGGAAGUUAGAUGACUCAAUAUUAAGAAAAAUUGAAACUGCUCCCGAUCGAGAGCUCAAGGAAUCAAGAGACUUGAUCCUACGCAUUAGAAGAAGGGAGCUAUAUCAGUUCUGCAAUGAGUUUUCUGUCCCUAAGGAGAGCAUGGACCACUUCAAAAACAUCACUCCCCAAGAUAUUAUUUGUUCCCAGGUCCAAAAGAGAAGUGCUGGUGUUACACUAAAAGAAGAAGAUAUUGCCGUGAGCAACGUUAAGAUUGAUCUGACACGUGGAACGAAUAACCCUCUUGAAAGCAUCAAAUUUUUCAAGGAUUAUGAGUGCGAUGAGAAAUUCCCAAUCCAAGAUGAUCGCAUCAGCCACUUGCUGCCUGCAUUUUACCAAGAUAUGAUAGUUAGGGUGUACUCGAAGAAGCCUGAACUGGUGGAAGCAGUAUCUGAGGCAUUCGAAAAUUUUCAGCUGAAGACAUUUGGAAUUAAAGCACAGGUUCAUGCAACUCCUGAAAAGAAGAAACGCCGAAGAUAAUGGCUACAACUGAGUCUGAAUUCUACCUUGCCCUUUAGUUGGAAUAGGUAAAUACUCAUAUUCAUAGCAUAGUUGGAAUAGGCAAAUGCUCAUAUUCAUAGCAUAGUUGGAAGAGGCAAAUGCUCAUAUUCAUAAAGAAACAUCUUAAUACAAUGAGCAAAUGUGCGAACUUUCAUAUAGUGAAUGAUAUAAAAAAAUGUAUAAAUCCAUAAACCUUAAUGCCGGAUGCAACUGUAUAAAUCAUAUAUCUUCUC
This is a messenger RNA of Alnus glutinosa, 1770 nucleotides long. RefSeq lists its product as uncharacterized. Gene Ontology annotation, biological process: dGTP catabolic process. Lineage: Eukaryota; Viridiplantae; Streptophyta; Magnoliopsida; Fagales; Betulaceae. The transcript is spliced from 19 exons. Gene Ontology annotation, cellular component: nucleus. Gene Ontology annotation, molecular function: dGTPase activity. Bases 122 to 1516 code for a protein of 464 amino acids. The record is from RefSeq and is a predicted model, not a curated record.